GACAGUUCUGUUCAGCUCCUGGCUGACUGCGAUAAAGUAUCGCAUCGAGGAGAUUCAGACCAAGCCAGAUGUCAAAGACCAGGCGGUUCGCAUGGGGAUUCUGGAAAACGAACAGUUCCCCUAUUUGCAAUGGAAUCCCGACGAGGGGGAACAUCAGAAGGAUCCGCAGGAUCCUCUCUCCAUCAAGGAUGCGAUCCAGGUGGUGGACCAGCUGCAUCAACUCAUCGUUCAUCCCAACGUGGUUGGGAGGUUCCAUCCUCUGCGCAAACUGACUUCGGAUAUGCAGAGCGAUGUUAUCCCGUGGACGCUGGAGACUCAAAACCGAACUCAGGAAUCCCAGAUGACUUAUCAGUUGAUCGGACGAAUGAUCCGCAGCGGCUGCACGCACCUGGCAGCCUCUGCCCUCCGGCCUUCCAAGUUGGGCAGAAGCCCACUGGCGACAGCUGUAGACAAGAUGAUCCAGGAGCUCUGA
Molecule: messenger RNA, 472 nt
Organism: Symbiodinium pilosum
Lineage: Eukaryota; Dinophyceae; Suessiales; Symbiodiniaceae
Source: the annotation of a GenBank genome assembly